GUUGGGCGUUGGACUCCGCAUCUUAUUAGCGACCAGGGAGAGUUCUCCAUUUUCCUCUUGUCUACUGUACAGUCACAAAUCUGGGAUUUUUAUUACUUCCAUCAUUUGGGCUGAAUUUACAUCGCUCCGUGGUAUUUUGUGUAACUACAGACACAAGAGCGUGCACGAGCCCCGUAUGAAGUUGUGUGCUUGUAUUGGGCUUUUUUUUCCUGGAUUUAAGUCUGCCAGUGGAGUGUGUUAAAGCUGAGCUUUUGCAGCGUUCGUACCGUCUUUGUUUCUCCUGUUGGAUCUAAGAGAGGUUCUUUGUUGGAUAAGACAACAUGGGUGCCCAGCUCUCCAAGACCACCACGAAAGGAGACACAGUGGCCGAGAAGGCAGGAGAAGCUGGGUCUGCUUCACCCUCAAAGGCAAAUGGCCAGGAGAAUGGUCACGUGAAAGCCAAUGGCGAUGCCUCUCCAGCAGCUGCAGAAGCUGGAAAAGAUGAUGUUCAAGCAAAUGGUAGUGCACCAGCUGAAGAGAGUGCGAAGGACGAAUCAGCUGCUGCAGACCCUGCAGAGAAGGAGGGCUCUGAAAAGGAAAGUAUAGAACCAUCUUCUCCCACUGAAGCAGAAACUCCCAAGACAGAAGAUGGAGCUACACCUUCAACAAGCAAUGAAACUCCCAAAAAGAAAAAGAAGCGAUUCUCUUUUAAGAAGUCAUUCAAACUUAGUGGCUUUUCUCUAAGAAAAAACAAAAAAGAGACUGGGGAGGGUGCUGAGAAUGAAGGUGCAACUGCCUCUGGGGAGGCAGAAAAGGGGGAGGCCACUGCUGCCUCACCUGAUGCUACAAGCAAUGAAGAGAGUAAACCAGCUGCAGAAGAGGCACCUGCUGUUGAACCAGCUGGGACAGAAGAAACAAAAGAGGAAGCAAGUGGCACGCAGGAAGCCAAACCUGAAGAGACUGCACCAGAAAAGCCUGCUGAAGAAACAAAAGUAGCUGAUGAAAAGAAACCAGAAGAGAAGCCAGUAGAAGAGGAACCAACUGCCCCAGCACCCACUUCUGACGCUCCUGCUCCUGCACCUGAACCUGAAGCUGUAGAAGUGCCAAAAGCAGAGGAACCAGCAGCAGCAGAGACACAGGACACCCCUUCUGAGCCUAGUUCAGAUAAUCCACCACCUGCUGAGUCAACAGCAGAGUAACAUGGCUGUUAUUAAAGAACUAACUACUUGUUUGUUUGUUUGGAGUGGUGCCAGGUACUGGUUUGGAAAUCUUGUCUACAACCAAGGAUUGUUAUAUGGUUUUGUUUGACUUUUUUUUUCCCCUUUGUCCCCUCCUCCCUUCAGUCCCGUCCCAGACCACACAAAUUUAUAUUGCCAUUCCAGCAGAGACAAGCUUUUAAACCUUGUCUCUAGCCUUAUUGCCUUUUUUCAUCAGUAUUAUUUUUUUAAUGGUUUUGCAUCAUUUUAUUCAACUUGUAGACUCUCUUUUUUUUUUUUCUGUCAAAUAUAUGGACAUGCCCGUGGUAUUGAAGGAGCUGGGUGGGUUAUUCCUGAUUCAUUAGAUGAAGUGGUGGAUGGGGUCAUGGUGGAAGCGACACAUUCUGCUGAGAGUGUGCACAAGAUGCAAACUGAAGGGUUAGUCUUUGUCUUUCAAAACAAGAUUAACAGUGCUUUUCACAUGAACGGUUUAUGACACUAAGUCUUGACUAGGAGGAACAAAAAAACCCAUACUGGAUGGGGAAAAUCAUAGUUUUUAGAACUUCAUUUACAACCAUAGGAACUUCUCACUUAUCUCGUUAGCUGUACCAGUCAGUGAAAUAGUAGAAAUUCAAGUUGUAUAAUGCUUUGUUUAUUGCUGGUUUUAUGACCUUAAUAAAAGUGUAAUUAUGUAUUACCAGCAGGGUGUUUUUAACUGUGACUAUUGUAUAAAAGAAGUCUUGAUAUCAAGAAGCACAUACAUUUGCAACUUUUCCACCCUGCUCAUUUUGUAAAACUGCAGUCAGAUCUUUUAAGAGAGAGUGAAUUCACAUUUUAAAUUUCAAAGCUGUGAUAUGUGGAACGGUUACUGUUUGUACUUUUGUUUACAGCAGACAGUGCUUUUCCCCUCUGGUCAUCUUUUGACAGUUAAAGGAAAAAAAAAUCAGAUGCAAUGUUUUGUGUAGCAUCUCGUCAGUCCUGUUUUUGUAAAUACUGGGAAAGCUUUGAACAAUUUGACUUGGAGAUGGAAUGUAACUUUGCUUACAAAAAUUGCUAUUAUACUCCUGCUUAAGGUGUUCUAAUUUUCUGUGAGCACACUAAAAGCAAAAAAAUAAAUGUGAAUAAAAUGUA
Messenger RNA from Protopterus annectens (West African lungfish), 2306 nucleotides. It is a transcript of the gene MARCKS, whose product is annotated as myristoylated alanine rich protein kinase C substrate. Gene Ontology annotation, cellular component: actin filament bundle; plasma membrane; cytoplasm. Gene Ontology annotation, molecular function: calmodulin binding; actin filament binding. Bases 321 to 1178 code for a protein of 285 amino acids. Gene Ontology annotation, biological process: actin filament organization; central nervous system development. NCBI's taxonomy places the organism in Eukaryota, Metazoa, Chordata, Ceratodontiformes, Protopteridae. The transcript has 2 exons. The record is from RefSeq and is a predicted model, not a curated record.